Cladocopium goreaui is the source of this 750-nucleotide messenger RNA. NCBI's taxonomy places the organism in Eukaryota, Dinophyceae, Suessiales, Symbiodiniaceae. The record is from the annotation of a GenBank genome assembly.
AUGGAGAGCCAUCUGAAGUUUCCCCGAGAUCCUGCCGCCCUAAGCACGGUGAGCGCCAUCCUGAAGGAGGUGCGUGUUUCAGAUGUGCCUCCCCCGCGACUGGCCAUGAAACCUCCGUUGUUACCUCUGGUCAUUUUCUCGGACUUCGAAUUAGACGACCUCAUGGCCAUUGCGGAGCUGUGGCAAUGGAGAGCCGUCCACAUGGGAGCACCGGAAGAUGCCAGGCCGAUCAUCGUCUUCAUCACGGACUUCAAAACCAAAGAUGGAGGUGAAGUCUUUGAGAAGAAACUGCUAAUGGCUCGGAUGCUGUUGGGCGUGACAUUGCAAGAUAUCUACACUUUGGUCUGCCCGCCGGGCACUGGCAACGUGAAUUGGACCUACUUCGACAAGAAGGUCCACCCUGCUGCGCCACAGCUCUACCGUCGAAAGGAUGAGAUUUUAGCUGCGGCAGCACAGGACAUCGUUGAUGUGGCCUUGUCAGACAGCAAUGAAGUCGUAGACGUCUACUUCAUUUCUCCCGGACGUGGUCUGUUUGGCGAGUUGUUGCAGGGGAUCGAGAGGGACCAUCCGAAAGGCUGGGAGGCGCUGUGCCAGAAGGCCAACGUAGUGAUGUACACAGGGAGCUUCAACACGCAGGGCUGCACCCUCCGAAAAGAGGCGGCGCCCGGCCCCUUCGACUACGAUUACAUCGGCCCCUUGGAAGCAUUGGUGACCCUUCUGACCAUCGGCAAAUUGGGUGAGGAACAAUGA